AUGUCAUUCCAAAUUCACAUCAUCGCGGACAUCAAACCCACACAAACCGGACCGGAUCCACGUCCCACCACCGAGUCCUGGGAGCAAUACAUGGCACGUUUAGGUCUCCCGUCCAACGCGAAACCGCUCGACUUUCCUGAUGAAGCGGCAAAGUACGAUACUAGUGUGACUGUUGCGGAGGACUAUGCAGCGCAUUUGAAGGAACGGAAGGAGAUGUUGAGGGAGAGGGCGGCGAGGGCUAGGGUGAGGGCUGUGAAGGAGAAGGAGGAGGAGGAGGAAAGGGAAAGGGAAAGGCUGGAGGCUGAGGAGCGCGAAGCGAGGAGGAAGAGGUAUUUUGGGAGUGAGGAGGAGGGGGAGGAGGAAGGGGAGGAGGAAGAAGUAGUUGAUGCGGAAGGUGCGAGUAAAGAGAGUGAUAAUAUUGUCGCGGAUGGGAAGGGUAUUGAGGUGUCGAAGCGGCGGAAUGUCUUUGCAACACCAUCAUCAUCACACAUCCACCAUCCCCUACCACCAUCCUUCCAUCCUCUCUUCCACCAGCCAAAACCCCAACCCACCAACUCCACCAUGUCAUCCUACUCCAUAUCCUCCUCCCCCCUAGCCACCUUCACCACAGACCUCAUCUCAAGUCUCGCCCUCCUCACCAACAGCGCCCUCGACGGUGUCGUCGCCGCAUUGAUCACCCAUCACACACACCGCGCCGACACAGAACUACAAGAACUACAAGAACUUAACAGAACCAUCUCUUCACUCCAGGCAGACAAAAUAGAACUACGCCACCAACUCCUACAAUUCCAAAUCCAAACCGGGAAAACUGUCUCUGAGCUGAGGGCGGAGAAAAUGGAGUUGAGUCAACAGGUUCAGGUUCUCCAGACGCAGGGUCAGAGUCAAGAUGGGAAGAUGGUUGAGGAGCUGAGGGAAGAGAUGCAAGGGUUACGAGGGGAGCUGAGGGAACGCGAUGUGAAGAUUAUGGGGCUGGAGGAGAAAUAUGACCGGCUUGCGACAGAACGGCGUGGAAGGGUUUGGGGUGUGGUGCGCAGCGGGCUGUGUUUGGGGAUGUAG
This is a messenger RNA of Alternaria arbusti, 1056 nucleotides long. RefSeq lists its product as uncharacterized. NCBI's taxonomy places the organism in Eukaryota, Fungi, Ascomycota, Dothideomycetes, Pleosporales, Pleosporaceae. The record is from RefSeq and is a predicted model, not a curated record. The transcript is spliced from 2 exons. The coding region runs from base 1 to 1056 and encodes 351 amino acids.